This is a messenger RNA of Anastrepha obliqua, 3118 nucleotides long. It is a transcript of the gene Dmtn, whose product is annotated as transmembrane and coiled-coil domains protein 2. The record is from RefSeq and is a predicted model, not a curated record. The transcript is spliced from 14 exons. NCBI's taxonomy places the organism in Eukaryota, Metazoa, Arthropoda, Insecta, Diptera, Tephritidae. Bases 889 to 2994 code for a protein of 701 amino acids. Gene Ontology annotation, cellular component: endomembrane system.
AGUUGCGGUUGAGUCAAUCCGAUUAGGAGGCGUAAAUUUCCGUAGUGUCGAAUUGGAAAGCCAUUUAAUUUAGCAAAGUAAAAAUAAAACAAAGUGUUGUAUAAAUAAAUAUAAUACAAAUGUUAUCAACUGCGAAAUCUUGCAGCGUUAAAACUAUAAAACAGGAGCCACGUUCACAGUUUUUUUCUAAAUUUUUAUUCAUUCGCUUCAUUUCGUAUAAGCGUUCGGUAUCCCGCAGCGUUUAUUAGAUAUUUCACUUUUUCGUUUAACUUGCAACAGCCUAGUUUUGUGAUUGAUUUGUGCAGUUUUCAGUGUUAAGAUUAAAAUAGAAAUCCAACGCGUGGCGUUAGCGCUUCGAAAAACUAACAUGCAUGAUUUAGUUAAAGCGGAAAAUAGUGCAAGGAAAAAAUAAGAAAAUUGAGCGGUUAGUUUAUUUUUCAUCACCCGUGAGAAGGAAAGAGAGCUAGCGAAAAUUUGCCAGCCAAGUGUGUAUGUUUGUAUAAAAAGUGUGAAAUACACACAAAUUAUUGAAUUAAAUUGAAUUAUGUGGUGUGUUGAAAUGUAAAGUAUCAAAAAAGCGAAGCGUCCAUUAGAAAGGAGUGCCUGCUUAUGUUGCUGGGACAAAGUGUUAACAAAAGCAACACAAAAAUGCAUCGCAACAAAAAGGAAUAAAUGACAAACAAAAAAGGGCAAUAAAACUGUAAACUAGCGAAUGUAUCACAACGGAAUUUGUUACACGCACAAGAGUGCUAGAGAAACUGAUUGCACAGUAGCAGCGUAGUAAGUGCAACCACAUAAGUAUUACCGGAUAAACAGCCACUCAAAUCACCAGCACAAAAACAACAACAGCAGACGCAACAAGCGACUUGACUAUGAAUUGACAAAGGUAUGGACUCAUUACACGUGACGAGUACUGCUGGUGGUAGUGGUACACAAUUAUCGUCAUUACUCUCGACAACAGCCAAUAUAGCCGCAACGUCGCCCGCCAAAGAUCAUCAUAAUCUGUUGUUGUUAAGUCAAAGUGAAGGAAGCGGACAGUUGCGCAAAAGUAGAUCUCCAUCGGACGCACGCAGUUCCGAACAAAUGUCACGUGAACGUAAUCAUCGCGGUGACAGCACCGACUCGGCGAGUCACGCCGAGAGAACAGCAACAGCAGUGACGUCUGCGACAGUCGCCUCGGCGGCGGUGGGCACCAUCGGCACACUGGGUGGCGCCGGCGCAUCGGGCACCUCCCUCGCGACAACCACAUCGACGGGCGGUAUCAGCAGUUACGGUAGCAGCACGAUGACCGGUUGCAUUGGGAGCGGCAGCAGUGGUGCCACCGUUGCCACAUUUCGCGGUUUCCGCAGCCAUUCGCCAUCGAGUCGACGCAGUCGGGAACGCAGCCGCCGUGAAUUUCAGCGCACACAUGGUUCCGAUCAGGGCGGACUGUUGGCCUACAGUGGUCUGAGUAAUUUAAGCGCCGGUGGCAUCAGUGGCGGUGGUGGUGUUGGUGGAGUUGGCGUUAGUGGCGGUGGCAUUAGCGGCGGCAUAGGUGGCUUCAUUGUGGGCAGUGGUGAUGGUAGCACAAUGGAGAGUAUGGGUGGUGUUGGCGUCGAGGAUUCGCGUUUAUCAGGCACCGAGGAUCUCUGCUAUCAAUCGUUCGCUUCCGACGAACAAGAUGGCUCUCAUGUGGGUGUUGAUGGUAACAAGAAACACCAUCGUCGCCAUGAACGUACCUCCAGUUUGCAAGCGCUCGAUCGGCUUAAUACGAAAAUUCAAUGUACAAAGGAAUCCAUACGAAAGGAACAAACUGCCAGAGAUGAUAACGUGAAUGAAUAUUUGAAAUUGGCGGCGAGUGCUGAUAAGCAGCAACUGCAGCGAAUAAAGGCUGUUUUCGAGAAGAAAAACCAGAAAAGCGCACACAGCAUUUCGCAGCUCCAAAAAAAGCUGGACAAUUAUACGAAACGCGCGAAAGAUUUGUCUAAUCAUCAAUUUGCGAAUAAGAGCCAACAUCGGCAGCCACGAGAAGUACUGCGCGAUGUGGGCCAGGGGCUAAGAAAUGUCGGUGGCAAUAUACGCGAUGGCAUAACCGGGUUUUCCGGUUCGGUGAUGUCCAAGCCGCGCGAAUUCGCACAUUUAAUUAAAAAUAAAUUCGGUAGCGCUGACAAUAUUAACCAAAUGUCAGAAACUGAAAUCAACAACAUUAACAUGCCAGUCAAUGCUGAAUUGAUUGGUAGUUCGACGCCGAAUAAUAACAUUGCGGCCACCUCCACCGGUUCGGGUAAUACGGGUGGUGCGGGUAGCGGUAAAUUUAACAGCGAUAACGGCAGUGAGUGCAGCAGCGUUACCAGCGAGAGUAUACCAGCAGGCUCUGGCAAGAGUCAAUCGGGUGCGAGCCAAUAUCAUCUUGUGCUCAAAUCGCUCUUAACUGAAUUGACUGAACGUAAAGAUGAAAUCGAAAAACUGAAAGAGCGUGUUGAACGAUUAGAGACUGCACAAAAGGAAUUCAAUAACUUAACUGCAACACUGGAAGGUGAACGCUACCGCGCUGAAAGUUUAGAGGAGCAAAUUAACGAUUUAACCGAACUGCAUCAGAAUGAAAUUGAAAAUCUGAAACAAACAAUUGCCGAUAUGGAGGAAAAGGUGCAAUAUCAAAGUGAUGAGCGUCUGCGCGACGUUAACGAAGUACUGGAGAAUUGCCAAACGCGGAUUUCGAAAAUGGAACAUUUAUCACAGCAGCAAUACGUGACCGUCGAGGGUAUAGACAAUUCGAAUGCACGUGCGCUCGUCGUCAAGCUCAUUAAUGUCGUCUUAACGGUGUUACAAGUGGUAUUGUUAUUGGUGGCGACGGCCGCGGGUAUUAUAAUGCCGUUCCUGAAAACAAGAGUGCGCGUGCUGACGACAUUCUUGUUCAUAUUCUUCAUUAUAUUUGUGAUACGACAAUGGCCUGAUGUGCAGGACAUCGGUGCUGGACUUAUGCGACAUUUAAAGGAAUCAUUGGUUGUUAAAUGAAGUACAUAAAUGGCGCUUGUAAACAAGAGACAAAAACAUACACAAACACACAUACAGACACACACGUGCAUACAUGCAAUAAACACACUGGAAGAGGAAGCAGUAAUGCAUAGAAAUAAAUAGC